Molecule: messenger RNA, 506 nt
Organism: Pteropus alecto (black flying fox)
Lineage: Eukaryota; Metazoa; Chordata; Mammalia; Chiroptera; Pteropodidae
Product: proline-rich receptor-like protein kinase PERK2
Exons: 2
Coding region: 45-506 (153 amino acids)
Source: RefSeq, a predicted model, not a curated record
ACGUUCCUGAUGAUUUCCCCAACUCGAAUAGUUAAUUCAUCAUCAUGUACAGCAUCAUAGUCAUAUUCCACAAUAUAGUCAACCAUGCUGGGGACGCCGGCAGGGAGAAGCCCAGCGCCGCUGCUCCUCCUCCAGCUGCUCGCGCGGCCGCUCUCGCGGCAGGAGGCCGGCCCUCCGCUCCGCUCUUGCCCCUCCAGAGCUCAGGCGGGACGAGGAGGCGCCUCCAUCCGCCCGCGGCGCUCCCUGGACAGUCUCGUCAGCGCGGCCGUGAGGAAGAGGCGGCGGCUACUCGCGCUAGUUCUCCGCCGGAGCCGCGACAGCGGGAGGGCUCUCCCCCGCCCGUCCAGAUGGCGGCUUUCCCACUCUCGGUCGCACCCGCAGGGGGGUGGGACUUGCCGGUUCGUCUUGGCCGCUGGCUCCCACCCCGAGCGCCGGCCGAGCCUCGGAGCCCGCCCCUCGCCUCUCCUUCACUGCCUGCCGUUCUAGAACGCGACCCCAAAGACUAA